UGGUGCGAACUGUAAUGUUGGCUGCGUCGUGAUCAUAGAGCGUAUCCUUUAGCGAAUUCUUCAUUAAAAUUAGGCAGGACGAUGUAAGAGGCUCCCUAAAAUUAUAGGUAUUGUUAACGCGCACCUUGGAAAGUACCUGUCGUAUUGGAGCUUCGGAUAAUCCAGAAAAAUGGAUAAAAUCGUCAGAAUGCCCCAACUGAAGUAUUUACUUCAGGAGUUUCCUGGGAAUAUGAAAUUUUGUUUUGCUUAUGGAUCAGGUGCGUUCAAACAAAUUAACAACGAUAGCAAUAACAUGUUGGAUCUCAUAUUUGUUGUACGCAAUGCUAACAAAUGGCACGCAGAGAAUUUAGCAAAAAAUCCUAAGCACUACGCUCAACCAUUAAGAUAUCUCGGCCCUAAAGCGAUCACUAACAUCCAAGAAGGAUGGGGCGCUAAAAUAUUUUACAACACAUUGAUAAGAACAGGUGAAGAUCAGCUCAUUAAGUACGGCGUGAUAUCCGAGGUUUCAUUGGUGGAAGAUUUGUUAGACUGGAACGACCUGUACUUAGCUGGGAGAUUGCAUAAACCGGUUAAGGUAUUGAUGGAACCGGACGAGAAUUCUCAACUGCGUACUGCACUGGUGCAGAAUUUACAUUCGGCUGUGCAUGCAGCUCUGUUGUUGCUGCCUGAGCAUUUUACGGAGAUUGACUUUUUCAAAAGGAUCACCAGUUUAUCCUAUCAAGGCGAUUUUCGAAUGAUUUUCGGUGAAAAUAAAGAUAAGAUUAGCAACAUUGUGUUGCCACAAUUGCAUCAUUUCAAGCAGUUGUACGAACCGAUCUUGAAACAUUUUGACAAUUACGUAGAUAUUCCAAAGUCACAUGACAUGGCUGUCAUGUGUAAUCAGGACACCAGCCCGGCAACUAGAAUCCACCAUUUGAAUCAUUUACCCAGAACACCCCAGAUUAAACUAGUCAGGAUGUGGUCUCAUGGGCCAAGAUCGAAAGACACGGAAGAUUGCUUGCGUGCAAUCGCACACGAUCCGGAAUGUUGCGAUUUGUUGGAUCAAUGUUUGAAAGAGAUCGUUUGGAGGUCUAGCGUGACGCAAAGUCUAAAAGGAAUCGUAACCGCAGGGCUUGUAAAAUCCGUUAAGUACAGCGGCUCCAAGAUAAUUAAGAUGUUACAAUCCAAUCCGUUACCUAAGCCCGAUCCGAAUAAAAUCAAUAAAAUUGUUGAGACUGUUGUAAAGAAGACAAAGCCUAAGAAUGCUGAGAAACGCGUCGAGUAGUUACCACUAUUCUUUUAGAUAAAGCUAAUUCAAUCUUGAUAUAUAUGUUGAUAUAUUGAUAUAUACAUUAUUAUAUUUGUAAAUUCUUAUACGAAGCCUGUAUCACAAA
Mycetomoellerius zeteki is the source of this 1373-nucleotide messenger RNA. Its product is annotated as phosphatidate cytidylyltransferase, mitochondrial. Lineage: Eukaryota; Metazoa; Arthropoda; Insecta; Hymenoptera; Formicidae. The transcript has a single exon. Gene Ontology annotation, biological process: cardiolipin biosynthetic process; CDP-diacylglycerol biosynthetic process. The record is from RefSeq and is a predicted model, not a curated record. Gene Ontology annotation, cellular component: mitochondrion. Gene Ontology annotation, molecular function: phosphatidate cytidylyltransferase activity. The coding region runs from base 170 to 1264 and encodes 364 amino acids.